Molecule: messenger RNA, 3037 nt
Organism: Acanthaster planci (crown-of-thorns starfish)
Lineage: Eukaryota; Metazoa; Echinodermata; Asteroidea; Valvatida; Acanthasteridae
Product: cytochrome P450 2J4-like
Molecular function (GO): monooxygenase activity; oxidoreductase activity, acting on paired donors, with incorporation or reduction of molecular oxygen; heme binding
Source: RefSeq, a predicted model, not a curated record
GACUAUUUGGUUUCUUUAGGCACCACCACCUGCCCCUUUAUCGAGUUGAUUUUUUUGGUAUAGCUUUAUUUUUUUCAUCUGACACACAAAAUUUCUCAUGCCUUAUUGUAAAGGACCAUUUUGAGGGAGUUUGCGCUCGAGCAACACGCAAACAGCUGAUGUGCCCGACGACUUGGCACUGCCGCUUUUGUGUCAAUAGCGGUCAUUCAGCUUGUUUUCCCUCUCCCGCAGACCGCGUCGAACUCAAAUUUACACGGUAUACAGCAUGUAAAAGAUCUGCCAGCCAGUGAUAUUUGUUUUGUGUUUUUCCCCUUGAUGGGAGAAGAAAAAUUAAGCAAACAUGUGGAGCAUGUAGGCCUGAAUGAAACGAGAAAAAGCCGUGAAUAAUUCAGGGCCACACGUGAUCGGAUGAUAAUGAUGAUCUCCGCCACACAUCUCCCCGGUCCAGUCCCCCGCAGGCCAAAAAUUGUCAAAACACUGUGUGUAUAUAUUUACCCAAAUCGAAUCGGCGACGCCACUGAUCAUGCAAAUAUGCCUCUCAAUGAAAAAGAAAACCUAGAAGAAAACACAAUUUAGGCGCUGUGAUGGCGCGGGAGCUGUUCCAGCGUGAGGUGCAAGCGAAUGGUCCCGACACAGCUGCACUUCAGCUCCAUCCACGCUAUCUACGCUGAAGUAUGAGAUUGUCCGAUACGCGACCAUUGGACUGUACCCCCGGAUAAACUAGCUCAUUAUUGUGCCGGCUUGUCAACGCGAAGCACGGUGAGAUUUGCGCGCGGUGCCUUACUGAUGUGAUGGGCUACGUAGAGAUGUCAGCUAUUCUUGAUGUCUGGGAUUUACGGACAGUCCUCAUCGGUGUCGUGGUCUUCCUCUCGAUGUCAUGGGUCCUGCGCCGUCGGCGUCCCCUCGGUAGCAACACUCUGCCCCCGGGGCCCUGGGGUUGGCCCCUCAUCGGGAACCUACCAUCCCUCGCCUUUGCGUCCGGUGCGGAUGAGCCCCACGAAGUCUUCAUGCGGAUGGCCAAACAGUACGGGCCGAUCUUCAGCCUGAAUGUCUUGGGCCAGAGGAUGGUGGUAGUGCACGGCUACAAAGCAAUACGAGAAGCCUUCAACAACCCUUCCUUGAGUGAUCGCCCGGAGCUGCAUAUUCUGCAAAACCUAUUUAAUGGUGCCGAAGGAGUAGCUACUGCAUCCGGAGAUACAUGGAGGGAACAGCGCAAACUCAUCCUGAACGUCUUUAGGAAUUUCGGCGUCGGGCAGGCGUGCUUCGAGGAUCAAAUCGCCACAGAGGCUAAUCACCUUACGGCCGAGAUCAAAAAGCUGAAAGGAGAAGUCUUCAAUCCUGUCCACCUCUUCGGCAACGCCGUGUCCAACGUUAUUUCCUCAGUGGUCCUCGGCAGGCGCUACGAGUACAACGAUGUGGAGUUCCAGCGUGUGCUAGCAUCCAUGGAUCGAAGCAUGGAGUUGAUUGGUGCCGGCGCAGCCAUGCAGUUCCUUCCCUUUGUGAACAGGCUGGGUUUCCUGCCGAGUAUCAAGGAGAUGACCGCCACCAUGAAGUACGUGAUGGACUUCGUCAUGGGCAUCGUGAAGAAACACCAGAGUGACUCCUACGUGGAGGAGUCGCGCGAUCUGAUGGACGUCUACCUCAGGGAGAUGAAGAGCAAGGAGGAGCGAAACAUCCCCACUAAUCUCAGCGUCCUGAACCUCGUCAUUGUCGUCUCGGAUCUGUUCGUGGCGGGCACCGAGACCACGGCCAGCACGCUGCGCUGGGGUCUGCUGUUCAUGAUGCUCCACCCCGAGAUCCAGGGCCGCGUCCAGAUAGAACUGGACAGCGUGGUCGGACGGGAGCGGCUGCCGCAAAUGUCCGACAGGCGCAACCUGCCCUACACCGAGGCCGUCAUUUUGGAACUACAGAGGCGGGGUAACAUCGUUCCCCUCGGCCUCCCGCACAAGGCUGCCGAAGACACGACCCUGGCGGGGUACACGGUGCCCAAAGGCAGCCUGGUUGUAGCCAAUCACUGGGCGCUCAACAUCGACCCCGAGCUCUUCCCAGAUCCAUGGGAUUUCAACCCGGAGAGAUUUCUAAACGAAGACGGCGAGGUGACGAAACCUGAGGAGUUAAUUCCCUUUAGUACGGGUCGUCGCAUCUGCUUGGGAGAGCAACUGGCCAAGAUGGAGCUCUUCAUUUUCUUCACGCACCUUCUCCACCAGUUCACCUUCAGGAAGCCCGAGGGCUCGCCGCCCCUCAGCCUCAAGGGUCACCUGGGUAUCACCCUCGCGCCUAUGCCCUUCGAAGUGUGCGCCCUGCCGCGGUGAUUUCAAAUGAACGCAGAAAGCAAGGGGAUGUAGCUUUCUCGAGAUGUGAAAGAGGUGACGUCAGCGUUUCCUGAGAUGAGUUUUUCCGGGCCAUUUUAAUGAGCCUUCACGAAGUUAUAAAUCGCCUAAAUUAUUAACUGAAUGACGGUAAUAGAUGGUCGUGAACUCACCAUCCAAAUACUUUGGAACUUAAGUACUAUAGAAAUCAUUUCCUGAUCAAUCGGGUUGCUGCCUCUGCCAUCGACAACAGCAAUAUCAACCACACCGUAAAUUUUACCAUCACUUUACACACAAUCAGGCUCGAAAUUCUUGGUACUUUUAUUUCCACUGAGAUUCCAAGGAACUUAAUGGGGGUGCACAGGCUCAAAGGUGUGUGCAGUGUGGAGACAGAACUGUGAUAGGCCCCGGGACUGGGGUCUUUGGAGAGUCAUAGCAGCCUGUCAGAAAGAGGAGAUGGGGGUUGCUAAGCGACUAGUGGGAGUCACGGUCAUCAAAGCAAGCACUAUCAAUCAAUAUGAUGGUGCUAAGCCAUGGCAGAUUUGUGCAUUAUAUGCGAAUGUAUGUGUACAUGGACUUGAAAGGUGUGUGCAUCAAGAACAACGGUUCAGUGGCAUAUGGGGGGGGUUGUCUCCCUGGAGACAUAUUGGCAUUUUUUAAAGCAACUGAAAGCACCAAACUUUCGAACCGCUGCUAUCACCUUUCUUUGGGAUUUCUUUUCUGGAUGA